AAUACGUCCAAUUAGAUUGGAACGCCGGGUACCCUACUCUAACAAAGAUGGCUUCGCCGAAGAAGGGAAAGGAGAAAAACAAUGGAAAACCACCGGAAAAGAAGGAAGGACUGGGGUGGAUUGAAUGGCUGAUGGGGUGGUUAAAUCUGGCGUACGAGAUGCUGUUCCAGAGGAUUAUCGCCAGCAAUUUGCCCAACCCGAUGCUUCUUCCCCCCAUUAAUGACCUCACUUUCGUUGUCACCGGCUCCACCUCUGGGAUCGGCAAAGAAAUUGCCAGGCAAUUGGCUGAAGCAGGCGGGCAUGUUGUGAUGGCUGUUAGAAACCCAAACGCAGCUAAUGACUUGAUUAAAAAGUGGCAGGAAGAUUGGUCUGGGAGGGGUCUUCCUCUUAAUAUCGAGGUUAUGGAGCUUGAUCUACUCUCGCUGGAUUCUGUUGUGAGAUUCGCUGAAGCUUGGAAUGCAUGUUCAGGACCUCUACAUGCUCUCAUCAACAAUGCUGGGAUAUUUUCCAUUGGA
Messenger RNA from Striga asiatica, 515 nucleotides. The record is from the annotation of a GenBank genome assembly. NCBI's taxonomy places the organism in Eukaryota, Viridiplantae, Streptophyta, Magnoliopsida, Lamiales, Orobanchaceae.